AUGGUCAGCGUAUCCGGACUGGAGCUCGUCCCUCAGGGCACGGCCUAUGGGCUGCUCAUUGGCCUGGGCGUGCUCUUUUGCGCCGUCAUUCUCGUCGCCAUCAAGAUACAAAAGGCCUACUUGUCCGAGGACUCUGGCACAUCGGAAAUGUUCAUGGUCGCCAACCGGUCGGUCGGCGCCGGGCUCACGGCCUCGGCCGUCUUUUCGUCGUGGAUGUGGAUCAAUGAGACGGUCUUUUCGGCCGCCAUGUGUUACCGCUAUGGUCUGGCUGUACCACUGUGGUGGGGAUCUGGGCUCUGCUUUCAGAUUGCACUUAUGGCAGCUUUGGGCGUGUUGGCCAAGAUCAGAGUGCCAUAUGCGCACACAUCUUUGGAGAUUAUACGAAUGCGUUACGGCAAGGUCGGGCACAUUGUCUUCAUCGUGCUCAAUCUGGUGAAUAAUGUUUUUGGAUGUGCAUCCAUGAUCUUGACUGGUUCCCAGCUCAUCUAUGGUGUCUCUGGGAUGCACUUUGUAGCGGCGACUAUCCUCAUUCCCCUCGGUGUGGUCCUGUACACUGCCGUUGGUGGUCUCAAGGCAACAUUCCUGACCGACUACCUUCACACCCUCGUGGCCUUGGUUCUCAUCAUAUACUUUACCCUCAGCAUCUUGACACAUGAUGCAGUGGGUGGACUGUACGGAUUAUACGACAAGGUCAUGGCGACGGCGUCGGAAAACUACAUCUCUGGCAACUACCAGGGUUCGCUUCUGACAAUGAAGUCGCGCGAUGCCAUCAUCUGGGGUCUGAUUCUCAAGUUUGGCAACCUGGCUCUUGUCGUGAUGGAUACGGCAUUCUGGCAAAAGUCGUUUGCGACCGAAGUCAACGCCACCGUCCCAGGCUAUAACAUUGCAGCCGUGGCGAUUUUCGGUAUUCCAUGGGGACUGGGCACGGUGAUUGGGUUGACAGCGCGAGCAAUUCACAACACGCCGAUCUUCCCGACGUAUCCCGGAGAGUUCACCUCGGCGCAGGUCAAUGCCGGCUUCGUCAUGCCAUACACGGUCAAGGCUCUCAUCGGCGACAAGGGCAUCGUGGCGUUUUUUGUUUUGUUGUUCAUGGCACUGACCAGUACUGUGUCCUCGUCCAUGAUUGCAGUCAGCAGCAUUCUUUCCUUUGACAUUUACAAGACUUAUUGGAAUCCCAAGGCUUCUGACAAGCGCCUUGUCAAGGUCAGCCAUAUCGCAGUGGUUAUUCACGCCAUCUUCAUCACGGCCGUGGCCCUGGCGCUCAAUUACGGAGGCGCGGACAUGACCUGGAUCGGCUAUUUCCGACCCGUCAUUGCCUGCCCCGGAAUCAUCCCACUGGCAUUGACGCUCUUGUGGUCUGGCCAGACGCGACUUGCAGCAGUAGUGUCUCCGAUUCUUGGAUUCCUCACCGGGCUUGGAAUAUGGCUCGGCAGUGCAAAGGCACUGUAUGGCGUAGUCAACAUGACCACUACGGAGGCCAGUCUCCCGGCUCUCUAUGGCGCCAUUGGGUCGUUCUUUUCACCUGCUCUAUACUCGGUUCUGAUCUCGCAGUACGGCCCAUACAAAUUUGACUGGCGCGAGUUCUUGCGCAUCGAGCUCGCCGAGGAGGCACAGAUCCACACCUCAACACCCGAGUCAACCCCCUCGCUGACGGACGAAAAGAACGCAGAAGAUACGAGGUCCCCGAGCACUUCAAAGGUCCUUGGUGUGGCCGGGGCAGACACUCCAGAUGCCAAGCUGAACUCGAACACGGAAGCGCCCUUGUCUCGUACUGCUGAGAAACAUGCUGGUUCUGCAUCGUCCACUCAAGUCAGUCUAGACGAUAUUCAGCACCCAUUUGACCAGGAAACACUGCGUGAGCUACACCGAUGGCAACGCAUCGCUUGGAUUGCCUUCGUCUUUAUCGUGCUCGUCACGUUUGUGCUGUGGCCCAUGCCACUGUAUAGAGACUACAUCUUCACAAAGACGUUCUUCUCUAGCUGGACUGCGGUUGCCAUCUUUUGGCAAUUCUUUGCCUUUUUUGCCGUUGUCGUGUACCCAUUGUAUGAUGGACGUUAUGAAAUCGCAAAGGGUGUGCGAGGCGUUUGGAGAGCUGUUGGUGGCACUUGGGGUCAUCGGUGA
Messenger RNA from Pestalotiopsis fici W106-1, 2121 nucleotides. RefSeq lists its product as uncharacterized. The coding region runs from base 1 to 2121 and encodes 706 amino acids. Lineage: Eukaryota; Fungi; Ascomycota; Sordariomycetes; Amphisphaeriales; Sporocadaceae. The transcript is spliced from 7 exons. The record is from RefSeq and is a predicted model, not a curated record. Gene Ontology annotation, molecular function: urea transmembrane transporter activity. Gene Ontology annotation, cellular component: plasma membrane. Gene Ontology annotation, biological process: urea transmembrane transport.